AAAAUCACAUCUCAAAAUUAAAAACCAUAUGGCACUCGAGACUCUCAAUUCUCCAACAGCCACCACCACCGAUCGUCCUCUUCUCCGGUAUCGUGAAGAAAUGGAGCCUGAGAAUCUCGAGCAAUGGGCUAAAAGAAAACGAACAAAACGUCAACGUUUUGAUCACGGUCAUCAGAAUCAAGAAACGAAUAAGAAUCACCUUCCUUCUGAAGAAGAGUAUCUCGCUCUUUGUCUCCUCAUGCUCGCUCGUGGCUCCGCCGUACAAUCUCCUCCUCUUCCUCCUCUACCGUCACGUCCGUCACCGUCCGAUCACCGAGAUUACAAGUGUUCCGUUUGUGGAAAAUCGUUUUCGUCUUACCAAGCCUUAGGUGGACACAAGACGAGUCACCGGAAACCGACGAAUAACAGUAUCACUUCCGGUAACCAAGAACUGUCUAAUAACAGUCACAGUAACAGCGGUUCCGUUGUUAUUAACGUUACCGUUACUAGUAUUAACGGUGUUAGUCAAAGUGGAAAGAUUCACACUUGCUCGAUCUGUUUCAAGUCGUUUUCGUCAGGUCAAGCCUUAGGUGGACACAAACGGUGUCACUAUGACGGUGGUAACGGUAACGGAAGUAGCAGCAACAGCGUAGAAGUCGUUGCUGGUAGUGACGUCAGCGAUGUGGAUAAUGAGAGAUCGUCGGAAGAAAGUGCUAUCGGUGGCCACCGUGGAUUUGACCUAAAUUUACCGGCUGAUCAAGUCUCAGUGACGAUUUCUUAACGUUGACUCAGUUUGGGAGAAAAGUCAACUGUCGAGCUAAGAAGAAGGGUUAGUGGACGGUGAAGAUUAACGGUCGUUUCUUUCCAGUUGCUUCGGUUGAGCUUGACUGAGUCUGUAAUGAAAAUGAUUGGAGUGG
This is a messenger RNA of Arabidopsis arenosa, 896 nucleotides long. The record is from the annotation of a GenBank genome assembly. Lineage: Eukaryota; Viridiplantae; Streptophyta; Magnoliopsida; Brassicales; Brassicaceae.